AUGGAGAUCGCACCGGCGGUGCUAGCCGCACAUGACGGAGUCAGAAAAACACAUGAUUCUUCAUCGGAUUCUUCUACUUCGACUGUUCCCGUUAAUAACAAUAAUAUCUCGAGCAACAGGUACGAUGAUGGCAAUAACGAAGAGGAAGAUGCUUUUCGGAUCUGUCAGAAUUCAGGAGACGCUGACAAUCCAAUCAUAUAUCCUUGUGAUUGUAGCAGGAGUAUUAAGUUUGUUCACCAAGACUGCCUUCUCCAAUGGCUCAAUCACAACAACGCUCGAUAG
Messenger RNA from Lactuca virosa, 282 nucleotides. NCBI's taxonomy places the organism in Eukaryota, Viridiplantae, Streptophyta, Magnoliopsida, Asterales, Asteraceae. The record is from the annotation of a GenBank genome assembly.